This is a messenger RNA of Colletotrichum phormii, 563 nucleotides long. RefSeq lists its product as uncharacterized. The record is from RefSeq and is a predicted model, not a curated record. NCBI's taxonomy places the organism in Eukaryota, Fungi, Ascomycota, Sordariomycetes, Glomerellales, Glomerellaceae. The coding region runs from base 37 to 537 and encodes 166 amino acids. The transcript has a single exon.
CUCCGUUGUUUUUCGACACUCACGUCCCAAACAGUCAUGUACACCGGGCAUGGUGAACGGACGGAUCAUCACUGCGUCCCGUGCAUAUCGUCAGGCGGUCUGACUCUCCCAGCAAUAGCAUCGUGUGUUGGCGAUGGGCUGCCAAUGUCCAAUGGUAGGAUGAACGACGGUUCCACUUGCGAAAUCCCCCAAUUCCACUUCUCCAUCGCACAACCUUUGAGUCAUCUCCAUCCGUCCAUUCUUGACUAUUCCAACAAACGCAGCCAAGCAUCCGGUUUUUUGCUCAACGCACAGCCUGCCGUGUUGCAACCUCGUCUAGCAUGCCCCGGCACCAGGCCAACAUCUCUCCCGUGCUCAGCGUCCGAAAUUAACAUCUUGCCCGACUGGGAAUGCCUAAGUCAACAAGGACGUACCCGUAUCAAUUUCCUGCAAGCCACCCGGCGAUGGCUCCGAAAAGCAGGAAUGGGAGCAUGGCAUUUCGCAAAAGCCCAAGGUCUCCAAAAAUUUCCACCAUCUUCCAGGCUCGUACAGUGUUAGCGCACCGGUUUCUCAUAUUGUUUCCG